CUCUUCUCGCGCUGCAAGCGACCGCUGUGGCUUCUUCCAGAGUGGCUGUACAAGUGCAUCGUGCAGCGCCUGGUGGUGGUCAUCUCCAGUAUCGAAAACAGUGAGGUUCUGGAGCGGUGGCAGUUUGACAUAGAGUGCGACAAAACCGCAAAGGAUGAGAGUGCACCACGAGAAAAAUCUCAGAAAGCUAUUCAGGAUGAAAUUCGAUCUGUUAUCAGACAAAUAACUGCCACAGUAACUUUUCUGCCACUGUUGGAAACUGCCUGUGCCUUUGACUUGCUGAUAUACACAGAUAAAGAUUUGGCAGUGCCAGAAAAGUGGGAAGAGUCAGGACCACAAUUCAUAGCCAAUUCGGAAGAAGUUCGUCUUCGUUCCUUCACUACUACAAUCCACAAAGUAAACAGUAUGGUGGCUUACAAAAAGGAUUCUGUUCCCUAAGAUGUGGCGGGGUUGUAUAUAUCCUUGUAUAGUUUCUGUUCAUAGUGCAGCUAAGUCAUGAACGCACCAUUACUGUCGCUCUUGCUGAAGUAUGAUACAGAAAAAAAGGCAACGUGUUUGCCUGUGAUAAUGUGGAACGCUAGACUAAGCUGGUGGUGUUUUUAAAGAGGUCUAAAUAAAGUAUUCAUAACAAUAGUUAAAUUCUUACUUAACUGUAUGAGCUAAACUAGUGGUGUGUUAAACUAUUGCAUUCACUAGAAAAACUGCCUAGAUCUAGGCUUAAUUACUAGAAUUGCAUCGGGAUCCUGUAAUUUAGUGUAUUAAGAUUAUCAUAAACUGCAUUCUAUUGGCAGGCUUAAGUUGUCUCUAGCACUAAAAAAACCCCAAACCCUCCACUCCUGACGCGUCAGUUCUUCAUGUUACAAGCCUGGGCUGUUUUAUUGUCAGAAACAAUCCUAAAAUGUAUUCUGAAGUUGCUUGUACCUCUUUAUAAUGAAAGCAGCUGUUUAUCAGGAAAAUCUUAAAUGUAUGAAGCCGUGUAUAUUAAUGACUGCUGGACUCUAAGUUCUGGGGAGGGAGGUGUUCUAACUCAGUGUAUGUCUCUAGUGUCUGUCAAACACUUUCUAUGUUUAUAUUCUUGUUUUACAGAAUAAAGGUUGAAACUGUAGAUUUCUCUAAUUCGGAGUCUGUUGUACUUCACAUUUUAGAUGGUUUUAUCUCAGUUUAUAACUGUCAUAGAACUAAUACCUUAAAGGCAUCCUCUACACUGUUACUUCAGCUGUUUCCUCUGAGUCUCAAAGCCACUGUUGGAGUCAAUAAAAAAUCCAUCCAAUAGUUUGCCCCCACUUAAGUCUUCAAAUAACAGUAUAAAUAGUCAGAGUGACCUAAUGAUGAAGCACAGUGCCUUUCCUCUUCAUUAAAUAGCAUAAGAUUCUUCCUGCAUUCCUGGCACACUUUUUGUACUGGAAGAAAGUAGAGAUUUAAAGCUGUGUUAAUAAAACGUUCAGGCUCUUCCAUGUUUUUGUUCAUUUCCUUCACCAAAUUCACUUCAGCCAGAGUAUUUAACUUUUCCCACUCUUCUAGAA
This is a messenger RNA of Egretta garzetta (little egret), 1523 nucleotides long. It is a transcript of the gene MAD2L1, whose product is annotated as mitotic arrest deficient 2 like 1. Gene Ontology annotation, biological process: mitotic spindle assembly checkpoint signaling. The annotation marks the transcript as partial. The transcript has 3 exons. NCBI's taxonomy places the organism in Eukaryota, Metazoa, Chordata, Aves, Pelecaniformes, Ardeidae. The record is from RefSeq and is a predicted model, not a curated record. Gene Ontology annotation, cellular component: nucleoplasm; kinetochore; cytoplasm.